Molecule: messenger RNA, 919 nt
Organism: Fomitiporia mediterranea MF3/22
Lineage: Eukaryota; Fungi; Basidiomycota; Agaricomycetes; Hymenochaetales; Hymenochaetaceae
Exons: 4
Coding region: 106-858 (250 amino acids)
Source: RefSeq, a predicted model, not a curated record
CUUUCAUUCAUUAAAACAUGCGCGCAAAUCGGCCUCGAUAUCUUAACUGCAGAUGUCGACCCAUUUGACGACCCACCAAUCGGUGCCAUCGCAGCGCUUUACGGAAUGAGCGCACUCUUGUUCAAUUGGGCUCUGGCACUGAUUUUCCUUUCCUUCUGCCUUAUCAUUACGGCGAGGUCCAGGAAUAUCGGUAAGGCAGGCCUCAGCUCAGUAUGGACCAUCGCGAGUUUCAUCAUCUACGCAAUUCUUGUUAUUAUGGGCACGGCUCAGGGGGGCGCAUACAUCGCCUACAUCAGAGCGUUUUUCAGAUUGACCAGAAGCACCCGGCAAGGUGUCGAGAACAAGGCUGACCUCUCCAACAAACUGCUAUAUGCCUUCUACGCGUUAUGGUAUACCACCGCGUUCUUCAUCGGUGCCCUCAAUUUCCGUGCCCAUUCAGUUGCACGCCGAGCUGGUGUAGUUGAUAAGGUCUUGAAGACACUUCUCUUCUUCGCUCUCCCACUAUACGUCUGCCAUGUUAUCGAGGACCUUGCAUUCACGAUCAUAGACUCGCCCGCCGGGUUAAAAUCCGACAACUUCGAGGUUUACGAACGUGCUAAUCUAGCGGAGAUCAUCCUUAUGAAUACAUUCCACGCUGCAACUAUAAUCGUCCUCAUCCAUUUGGGCCUUCGAAAAUCAAAUUGGACGAGUAACGCUAGCUCAGAUCCUUGGAAUAAAGGCUAUUACCCAAGCUACCCGAUGCAACCAGCUUAUAUGCCUGUGCAAACCGCCGAAUACUCAGCACAGAUGAAUUACACAACGCAGAACCAAUAUGUCGACAACUCCAAUGCACAUCUUGUUCCCCAACACACACAGUAGUACAUACUCUUCGAACAGAUGUCUCCACCUUUUCUCUAUUUCAUUUCAUUAUACUUGAUCU